AUGCCGCUCUUUGGGAAUAUUGUUGUAAUUAAACGGAAUGGGACUGAUGGAAUUAGUUUUCCACUCACUGCAAGUUCUUGUUUAUUUGGAAGGAGAACAGAAUGUGAUAUUCGUAUCCAAUUGCCUCAGGUCUCAAAAGAACAUUGUAAAAUUGAAGUAAAUGAAAACAAGGAGGCAAUAUUGACUAAUUUAAGUACGGUAAAUCCUACGCAACUGAAUGGUAGUUGUUUUAAGCAACCUGUACCUCUGAAGCAUGGAGAUGUGUUAACUAUUAUUGAUCGUUCUUUCAGAUUUGAAUAUCCUCUCCAAUCAACUCCAAGAAAGAGGCGUUCUAGAUCUCCAAAAGAUGAAACACUGCAGAGUCCCAGAAGAAAUAACAGGCAAAGUAAAGAAUUAUCAAACAAAAGUGUCCAUUCAGAGACACUGGCUGCAGAAGAGUUAACACCACAACUGGCAUCUCCCGCUGGUCAGAAAUCUGACUCUGGAAGAAAAAGGGGUAGACCAAGGACCUCUGGACUGCUAGCUGGAAAAGCAUUGGAGACAAAUGCCGUUCAAGAACAUCACGAUAAGACUACAAACAGAAAAGACAGUGGAACUAAAGAAGAGUUGGCCACAGAGGGGUAUCAUCAGAAACAAGAUUUGGAAGAUGCCAGCAUUAUAAGACCUCAUAGAUUGUCAGCAGAGAGAAGGUCUUCUGGAAGUGCUACUGUACUCAAAGACAAUGAGGAUGUCUCAGAAAUGGGUAUUUCUGGCCUGUUGGCUGGAGACGAAUCAGUAUUACCAAUUGUAGAAGAGAAGGAUGCUGUUGCAGAAGACAUGAAUACCAAGGAGAAAAAUGAUGCCCAGGUGCAAACACCUAAAAACUCUCACAUUAACCAAGAUGAUAAAACCUUUUUAAUGGCUACACCUGACAAAUUAACAAGAAGUGCACAACUUGCUUUGAAGGUCACUCCCAUGAAGAGGAGAAGUGGAGCUGUAGCAGUUAUCAAUGCAAAAAGAAGAAGUGGUGCCUCUAGUGCCAAUUUACUAGGAGAGAUGAUGGUGUCACCAUUAAAUAGUUCAGAUGCUUCAGAACAGAAACGAGAUAGUCCAGGCAUUUGUCACUUUCUGAGAGAGAAGGAGUCUCUAAAGUCUAUAUUUGAUGCAAUAUGCACAAAAACUCCUGAAAAAAGAAAAGCUAUGCUGGAAGAAAAUAUUAGUGUGGACAGUUUAUCAAUAAUUCCAGAAGAACAAGUGUCUCUGGUAAAAUCAGGAAGAAAAAGGAGGACUCCAAAGCAGAAGUUGGAGCCAGUUGAGGUUGUGUCAGGCAUCAAGCAGCUUUUAAGGACCCCAGAGCAAAGGUCAGAACCAGUAGAGGCCUUGUCAGGCAUCAAGCAGCUCAUGAAGACCCCGAAGCAGAAGCUGGAGCCCGUAGAGGCUUUGUCGGGCAUCAAGCAGCUCAUGAAGACCCCGAAGCAGAAGUUGGAGCCCGUAGAGGCUUUGUCGGGCAUCAAGCAGCUCAUGAAGACCCCGAAGCAGAAGCUGGAGCCCGUAGAGGCUUUGUCAGGCAUCAAGCAGCUCAUGAAGACCCCAAAGCAGAAGCUGGAGCCCGUAGAGGCUUUGUCAGGCAUCAAGCAGCUCAUGAGGACACCAGAGCAAAAGUCAAAGCCAGCUGAGGCCCUAUCAGGCAUCAAGCAGCUCAUGAGAACCCCACAGCAGAAGCCAGAGCCAGUUGAGGUCCUGUCGGGCAUCAAGCAGCUCAUGAGGACCCCACAGCAAGAGUUGGAACCUGUUACAGAUGAAUUUGCCUUUGAAAGAUUGCUGAAGACUCCAGUACAAAAAAGGGAAGCAACACCAAAGGAAAAAGUUGAACCCAUAGAAGAUGUGUUUGGUAUUAGUAGGUUAGUGAAGACUCCAAGAGAAAAGUAUCAACCAGUUGAUGAUUUUGUGGGUCUGCAAAGGCUUAUGGCAGAACCCAGGCAGAAAUGUUCUGAUUUUGAAGUGGACUAUGUUGGAGUUACGGAAAUGUUUGAUAUACAAGAGGACAUGAAGGCCAGAUCAGUAAGUGUUACAGAUUCUAAGGAAGAAGAUACUGCAUCUCACUGUAGUAAUUCCACUCAUAAAUACGAAGACAAAGGAAAUACUUCACAAGGUGAAGAUUCUCAGCAGAAGGAAUCACCUAGUGAAGACCAGUCUACUCAGAGACUAACAAGGGGCAGAUCGAGGAAGACAGUACAUCCUGCUUCAGCAAAGCAGAGUGAAGAGGGUUUGAAUUUGAAAGAAUUGCAAAGUCUGGUAAAAAAGAGCACCCAAGAGGAGGUGGGAGAGAUGAGUACUUCAACUUCAGUAGCUAAAAACAAAGAAAAGGGAAGGAGAACAAGCUAUUGCAUACAAGAAGAAGUUGUUUCAAAUCACCCUGAUCAGGAAAAUGUUGAAAUUGUUUCAUUUGUGGAACCACGUGGAGCUGCUCAAAGACCAGGAAGAGGUAAAAGGAAAGAACCAAAGGAGUUAAAACAUCCAAGUGAGAACCUUGAGUCUUGUGGCAAAGAUUCUUCAGUGCUACGAGAAGAACCUGCAAAUACGAAACAGACUUUGCAGGAGUAUGGUAUCAAUGACAUAUUAGCAACUGAAGAUGAUCCAGGUGUAAAGACAGUAAGUGUAUCUAGUAGCAUUCAAAAUGAAAAUUGUCAACUGCAAACAGGUUUAAAAAAACCUGAAAACAAGUCUAAUGAAGGUCGUGUAGAAGACAAUGAAGAAAUGCUGCUGUCACCUAGGAGAAGGUCUAGAGAAGUAAAAAAAGUAGAGAACGCAGAGCCACUGAUUCCACCUAAAAGAGGAAGAAGAGCUAGAAAUGACCAAGUUAAACACACUUCUUCAGAGGACCUUCACGGGACAACAAGGAAGCUUCGUAAAGACCUAUCAGCAAAGAUGAUACAAAGAGAUGAACAGACUUUUGACAAAGAUACUGAGACUCCCACAGCAGAAGAAUCUGAAAAAGGAACUAAACUUGAAAUAAAGGUAACAGAGAAAAGAGUCAAGUCUUUAAGAAGUGCUAGAAAGCACUUGACUCAAGUAAAAGCAGACACUUGCGGCAUGGUGCUUGAAAAUAUACAAAACAUUCAGAAAACUGAGGAAACUUCAACUGAAACUGAUACUGAAACACAAUCAUGCAUCAAAAAUGAGACUAAAGUAUCUCAGGGAGAUGAAACAGAAAAUGCUCAGGAAAAUGCAACAGAAGCAUCUCAAAGAUUAAAGGCAGAGUCACCUUCUGGAGAGACGAACGAAAUGCCAGUUACUGCUCUGAACUUGGAAGCAAACAGAAGUGCAGUACAGGAAACAAACAGAACUAGAAACAGGAGAGGCAAAAAAGACUCUUUGGAGAAAAAGACUGAUGAAUUUGCCGAAGGUGUAAACAAUCUAGAACUAGUUACUCCCAAAUUUAAGUCAGAAACAGAAAUGGAUGAAUCUUCUCUCAAAGAUUCUUUGGGCUCUGUUUGUGUCAAGAAUACAUACGAAGUCACGAAGGAGCAGAACGACCCAGCUGCCACAUCAAUACCUGCUGCAAACAGUGACAAUCUUGCUCAUAGCAAUCAAAAGCGGAUAAGAAAUGAACAGAGAAUACUUCAGCCAAAGCAAACUGAAAUCCUACAAGAGAAUCAAGCACAAAAAAUUGGAACAGCAUGUAGAAGAGGUAGAGGUAGAAAAGUUAAUUCUGAACUUGAAGAAGCCAGUUCCAAAGCAGUUGGAGGAAAAAGGAGUUUACCUGGGGAUGACAAAGGAAUGACUUACAAAGUUUCUAAAUAUGAGACUUCAGAAAAUCCUUCUUCACAAGUAAGGAGGAGCAAAAGAAAGCAAGUUGUUUCCAUUCCACAGAUAGCUUGUUCUACCUUUAUGGAAAAACAAACAUUAAUUGCAGAUCAUAGUAAAGAUGAGGCUUUUGUAAAGGAGCAAGAUUCAGCUUUGGAAGAUGCUCCCUCUUCAACAGAAGACAUUCCACUGAGACGAGGGAAAAGACGAGAGGUUGCUGCAGCAUCACAAACAUCUAGAUCUCUUUCUAUCAGAAAAAGACGUGGUUUGCUAGAAGGUGAUGAUAAAAAGAUUACCGUGAGAGAAGAUCAAAAUCCAGCUUUGGGAAAUAAGACUUUGCAGGCAAAAGCGAAUGCAUCAGCAAGGGACAAAAGGAAAAAGAUUGAUCUAGCAGCACAGGCAAAAAGUUCAUCUUCUCUCCAGUGUGGCUUGACAGAAACUGAUGAUAAAGAGGAGGGUACUAAUGAAGAACAAAAUACGCCUUUGGAAACAGUGUCCUGUGCAAAAGAGAAGCCAUUAGGAAGGGGCAGAAGGAAAGAAACCAUUCUGGCAUCACACACAACUAAUUACGUUUCUCUUAGAGGAAAAUGCGGUUUGCCAGCAGAUAAUGGUAGAGAAGAAGCUUCUAAAGAAGAUCAAAAUGUUCCAUUAGAAACUUUUGAUUCAUUUAGAAUGAUGAAAAUAGAUCGCUACAGAAAAGAAAAAGAAACAAAACUAAAGAAGAACUUGGCAAAGAGGAUUGCCCAAUACAGCACGUUCAUUCGGAUGCUGGAGUCGCUUGAGCUUGGAUCGAGAAAUAACGCAGCCUUUGCUUGCAAUCCUUACCCAGUCAAAUCCCUCAAGGACGUCAAGGUAAAGCCUUUAUCCGUGUGCGUGUGGAAGUCCGCACAGCAUCGAGCUCUUCCACCCACCUGGGGCAAGAAGGAUCGCCGGGGACCAUCAGCUCUGAAACAGCCCUCCAUCACCUCUCGGGGGGUCCACUGGGUCUGCAAAAGGACCCAUGUGCUGGAGCUGAUGUCUCCUCUUCACCACACUGCAGUAGACUGGGCAGCGGGGCAGGUAACGAGCGAGAGGGACUACGAGGAGAUGGAAUUAGAAAUGACUUCCAAGCUGUGGUUCUCCUGCUCCGAGAGGAGCAUGGGAGGGCUGGUUGUGCUAGGUUCUGCGGAAACAAAUAUGUCAAAGGUUAUGGAGAAAAGUCUUAUAGAUGAUGGCAUGGAAACUGUUCUCCGAUGCGGCAGCACGUGUGGAUCUAGGCUGGGAAAGGAGGCUGCGCUGGGCAGGGUUGUCCAACGGGACUCCGUGGCUCUUUUUGUGCCUUCGAUACCUCUGAAUGAAACCUGGCCUCUGCGCCGGGUACAUUUAAAAGCGGCGUUUGCUUAA
Messenger RNA from Haliaeetus leucocephalus (bald eagle), 5169 nucleotides. RefSeq names its product marker of proliferation Ki-67 (gene MKI67). Gene Ontology annotation, molecular function: protein binding. Lineage: Eukaryota; Metazoa; Chordata; Aves; Accipitriformes; Accipitridae. The transcript has 14 exons. The record is from RefSeq and is a predicted model, not a curated record. Gene Ontology annotation, cellular component: nucleus; chromosome. The coding region runs from base 1 to 5169 and encodes 1722 amino acids. Gene Ontology annotation, biological process: regulation of mitotic nuclear division; regulation of chromosome segregation.